This is a messenger RNA of Gongylonema pulchrum, 603 nucleotides long. NCBI's taxonomy places the organism in Eukaryota, Metazoa, Nematoda, Chromadorea, Rhabditida, Gongylonematidae. The record is from the annotation of a GenBank genome assembly.
AUGGGCGUUGCGUGGGUAUUCGAGACGGACAAGAGUGCGGUAAGCGUGGAGCGUGCGGUGGAAGGCGAGGGUGCUGUGCGUAGCGGUAUUUUCACAGUUGAUUCGACACCAUACAAGCCAAGCGACAAUGUCCAGGGUGCAAUCAAUCAGGUUUUCAUCCUGCACCACUCACGUUUCCCGCAAAGUACGUUCACGAUUGUACCCAGCGAGAAGCAACGGCAUUGCCCGAGGGCAAUUUCGGAUCGUGGAUUCGAUUGUAUCCUGAGGAAGCUGAAAUCGGGCCUGGUCCAGGAUGUGGCGGGGAAAUUUGUCGUCACCGGGCACGAAUACACCCUCCAGGAUUUCAUCGUUCGCGCUGGCAAUGCCUCGAUGGGUGUGAUCAGCAAAGGGGUGAUCGUUGAGGUCGAAUAUGCACCAUCCUGUGUCGCAUCGCAAUGUAGCAAUUUCUUGCACGAAUUUGUCGCCACAUUCUUCCCGGAUCACACGGCCACCGCCGAGAAGCUCUCGGCCCUGAGAAAAGCACAACCCGAAUCAUACAGUGCCCUGGAUACACUGCACCAGUACUUGGACAUUUUCCAGAAUAUGAGGAAGAGAACAUCAUAA